UACCAAACUAAAAUCUAAAAAAUAAGUUUCAAGACCAUUUUCGUUUUACCCUAAUAUACACUUAAUAUUGAUUAAAGGCUGAAUUGCUUUAAAAAUAAAUAGUUUUGUUUCUCGGAAUUCACUUUGUAGCUAAUUAUUAUUUGUACCUCAGAACUACAUAAAUGCUUGUCCAAAAAUUGUUUUUCCGAUUAUAACAAGUUUGACUCUAGUAUCAUAUUUCAUAUCAAGCCACAACUAUAAAAGCUCCUUUAUUAUUGCUAGUGUAGAGCAUACAUUUUCAGGCAUAAUAAGCAACUUUUAUGCAGCUGUUUCACUCUAUUAAGAAUUUUACUAAAUGAAAGUAAUAUUAUGUCCUGAGGCACUAUUUAUGAAACUUUAUAUGAAAUAAAUAACUACCUAUUAAAGAAAUUUCUAAUAUUAAUCAUCUCUGCGAGCUGAGAGUGUUGAAUUUGUCAUCAAAUCAAAUAACACAUAUAGUUAGAAUGAGUGGAUUAAAAUCAUUGGGAGAAUUAAAUUUAUCCAAGAACUUCAUUACAGAAGUAGAUGAAGAGCUACACACAGCACAUUCCUUAAUGAGGAAGGAAGAGCAAAAGAGACAGGAAGGCAUUCGAUUGGGAAAAAUCAAAGAGUCCAAAGUGAAAGCUAUAGCCACAGCUCGACAGUUAUGGGAAACUUCUUGCAAAGAACCGUCUUCUCAGACACCCCAAGAAACAUCUUCUUCAGUUUCAUAUAUUGCUUCUGCAGUUCCUUUGCACUUACUUGCCUCAAGAUAUAGCCGUUCAUGUAGCGAGGAAGAAGAUGAUAUGUUUUGUUCAUGUUGUGGAGGUCAAGGUAUUGACUGCAGUGAGUGUGAUAGUGGAAAAACUAGAAUUAUUUCAAGUCCAAAAUCAAACAUACCAAAAUCAAGGUCUCAGAAACGAAGCCAAGAUAUGAAAAAUAAAAGAAUACGACCCUGUUUAUCCUUGGAUCUUGAAACUGUAGAUUCCAAGCUGACAUACUUGGCAGAAGUUGAAUGUGAGAAUUUGCAUCUGUAUGGCCUUGGAGCUGUUGCAGCUACUAUAAGUCAUGCCUGGGCCCCCCAAACUGUUUCUCUUAUACAGAUAGUGUCAUUCCACUUUGUGGUUUUUGAUGAUAUUGCUCAUCUGCUUGGAAAAUUUAAAACUCAAUUCCCAAAUAUUGAAGCAGCAUCAUUUGAAUGUGCUUGUUUGGAAUCUCUAGCACAGCUGAACGCUUUAGGACAAAUCCCAGGACUCAAAAAGUUAGCAAUUGAGACUGAAGGUAAUCCUAUAUUACUAAUACCCGAGUGGAGAUUGUACGCAGUUUACAGGCUUAGCCCUACCAUUGAACAAAUAAAUGGAUCAAUGGUGACUGAAUUGGAAAGAAACCAAUCGGAAGAUAUAUUUGGUGGUCUUGGCUUUGCUGCAUCUUUAUUUCUGCCAAAGUAUAGAUUAUCUUCUUUAUUAAAUAGUCCAAGAGUAAAACAAAUGUUUUUGAAAGAAAAGGAGUCUUCUUCGAACAGUUUAGAGAGGAAAUCCAAAUAUCAGUUGGCAAAUGAAGUGAUGAAAUCAGCAUUUACUUAUAACCCAGAUUUUGAGUUCUCUCUACCUGGACCCAAAUCAAGAAAAAUCAUCGAGAAAAACAUCGGAUAUGUUCAAGAAAUCAUGAAGAAACGAUUUCUUUUCGACAGGAUUUGGCCGUCCAUGUUUUUAGGAAUAGUCAAUGAUGCUUUAGAAGAUUAUACUGAUCUUAAUCGCCAUAUGAAACUGUCCAUGCAAAGCUUGCUUAAAAAGGGCAAAUCUCUAGAAGAAAAUCUUGAUUAAGUUUUAAUUAAUCUUUUUGCUAAAACAAUGUUUUCCUUAUCAUCUGAUUCAAUUUGUUUACCUUUUCAUAUAAAAGAAAUUUCAAUUUCAAUUGUUUUUAGACAAUCGAAGUUCUAUCUAGAUAAACACUGCUAUUUCGGGUAUCACUUUAAAUCUUGUUAAAUAUGAAUUUUGUUCUAUAUAAAGCUUAUCUAUCUCAGUUUUCUGAAUGAAUGUCUUUUCAGGUUUAAUACUUGUAACAAUUGAGAAGAAAAGACCAUUUUAUUUCAGCUUCCUUGUAUA
Argiope bruennichi is the source of this 2102-nucleotide messenger RNA. Its product is annotated as leucine-rich repeat-containing protein 49-like. Lineage: Eukaryota; Metazoa; Arthropoda; Arachnida; Araneae; Araneidae. Bases 483 to 1820 code for a protein of 445 amino acids. The record is from RefSeq and is a predicted model, not a curated record. The transcript has 10 exons.